Guillardia theta CCMP2712 is the source of this 1005-nucleotide messenger RNA. RefSeq lists its product as hypothetical. The transcript is spliced from 6 exons. The record is from RefSeq and is a predicted model, not a curated record. The coding region runs from base 1 to 1005 and encodes 334 amino acids. Lineage: Eukaryota; Cryptophyceae; Pyrenomonadales; Geminigeraceae.
AUGCGCCCCGCCUUCGCUCCUUCCCCGGUGCUGGCAGGAGGAUCUUCUCUCAAGUUAGCUGGAGGAAGACGAGGGCUGAACUCCCUGAGCAUGACGAACAAGGUGUUCGUGGCUGGAGGGACGGGUAAAGUUGGUCGUAUUGUUGUGAAGAGACUUCUGGAAGAAGACUGGAAGGUUGUCGCCAUCGCAAGGAACGAAACAUCAGACAUAGCUCGCGAGCUGGCCAGCAUGGGCGCAGAAGUUCGCAAGGGGGACGUUUGUGAUCUUGAAGGACUGAAGGAGUGCAUGAAGGGCUGCGAGUACGUCGUUUCUCUUGUUGGCUGCAGCCCUCCUCGAUUUGUCAAGAUCUCUGAUCUAUGGAGCGAUCCUCGCAAAGACGCGAAUCAUCCAGCAAACGUUCAGUACCAGGGGGUGAAAAACCUGUUGGAAGCGUCAAAGACCGAGAAUGUAAAGAAGUUCGUGCGGCUGACAGGGCUAGCAGUGGGAGCAAGCCCUUGGAACCCCGUCUCUAUCCUCUUUAGCCUUCUCCUUAGCUUCUCUACCUACUGGAACCGCAAGGGAGAGAUGCUGCUGCGGGAAAGCGGAGUCGACUACAGUAUCAUACGCCCAGGAGGCUUGAAAGACGUCCCUCGGGCCAGGGAGGGGACAGACAAGCUCUUCCUGGCCAGCGAGGCCUGGGGAGACAAAACUCCUCCCUUCACUACCGGCAUCUCGCGCGCUGACGUGGCAGAUCUCUGCUGCCUCUCCUUGACCGACAAGCGACUCUCGCGUGCGACCCUGCGGGUGAACAGGAUGCGUCCUCCCACAGCGGACAACAACUACUUCGAAGACCCGCAGGCAAAGAGCACGUGGGAGGAGCUCCUGGAUACGGUCGAGCCAGACAAGAAACCUCUCGAGGAAGUCGACUACACCCUCCCUGUCGGCCUCGCAGCCACAGCAGUUGCCGGGGUGCUCGGCAUCGUCGUGGGCUGGGUCGCGAAGCUGGCUCUAUCCUUGUUCGGAUGA